This is a messenger RNA of Ooceraea biroi (clonal raider ant), 8639 nucleotides long. RefSeq names its product PR domain zinc finger protein 1 (gene Blimp-1). Gene Ontology annotation, biological process: regulation of transcription by RNA polymerase II; cell fate commitment. Gene Ontology annotation, molecular function: RNA polymerase II cis-regulatory region sequence-specific DNA binding; protein binding; DNA-binding transcription repressor activity, RNA polymerase II-specific. Gene Ontology annotation, cellular component: nucleus; cytoplasm. Lineage: Eukaryota; Metazoa; Arthropoda; Insecta; Hymenoptera; Formicidae. The record is from RefSeq and is a predicted model, not a curated record.
GCCAAGCCGAGUCGCGUUGGGCUAGGUCAGGUCUACCCGAGUGCCACACACACCGCGCUUCUCUUGCGUGUGCCAUCCCGCCGAGGAGAACCGCACGAAGGCGGAGGCGCAACCCCUUCGCGAGAAAGAGGGUCGCUCCGAGUGUUUCGUGGUGCUCGCGAGUGGGAUCGAAAGCGCGAUUUUCGCGAUACCGCGAACUGUCAGAAAUCGGCGUAGAGGAUCGUACGUUCGCCAAUUGUGCGUUCGCCGAGCGAAGCGAGAGCGGAGGAACCGACGCCGAUCGGUGCCGGAGUGUUAGAGUGCGAGAUCGUUCGAAAGCCGGUGACAGCGCGCGUCGUCGCCGGGUGACGCCGCGAAAGGGGAUGACGGAUCUACCGAGGAGGAUCUGCCCCGAUCAGCGGUGAAUUAGUCGCGAGUGAACUCACGCGCGUGUGUCGAGUCUCGAAAAGCCCGAAUCGAUCUGCUCUCGAUCCGCCACAAACAGAGGAGGAAGCAAGCGGUGAACACGAAGUGAGGGAGGACCAGAGUGCCGUGAAGGAGAUCUCGAUCGUCGAUUCGUACGACGACGAUUCGCUGGCGAGGGAGGUGCCGUCGUUGUUGACAAACAACGAGAGCGCGACUGAUUCAGGUGGAGGAACGUCAGAAGAUCAGGACGGGAUUCGAUCGCGAUUCCUUUUUCCCGAUGUCCUGAUAAUCGAUAGCCGUCGUCGUCGCGUAAGUGGUCGCGUAGGGUCCGCCUAGGUAGUCGGAGUGCCGCGGGCAGCGAUCGGCCUUACCGACGUUUAUUCCUUGCCCUCGUCCCUUCCGCGUGUGAGAUUCGUCGACGCGAUCAGAUCGGUCGAGAUAAAUGUUGAGGAUAAACGGCGCCCUGCGUCACCCGCUAGCGCGAGGAGGCCAGGAGGGUCAUCGGGCCCUGAGCGCGACCGGGCCCGGCGGGAUGCCGGUCUCCCUGAGGAACCACAGGAUCACAUAAAGAGCGACCGCCGGCCUGCAAGAACGGUUACGAGCCCUUCGCUUCCGCGCACGCACGGCCGCGCAAACGACGAAGGGAUCGGCGCAGAAAAGGGUGACCCUCGGGGUGAUCCGAGGGUGGUGAACCUAUCUGCGCCACCGCCGCGAGGAACAACGUGGAGUUUAUCCGGACGACGCGUUCGUCCGAUGCACCAGAAGCUCAAAGAAUGGAGGCCAGCGAGUGGGAUCACACGACCUUGAGGGAGGAGGAAUUCGAGCAGCAUGCCGUAUAUUUGGUACCGGAUGUGGCGGCAUCGUCGGCCGAUACCAAUCGUGCGGAGGCGUCCUUGCCGCGGAACCUGGUCCUCAAGCCCUCUCAAGCCCUCAACGAUGUACGUUCCUCCGCCAAAGAAUCCUAUCUCGAGACGCCUUCGGUGUUGGGCGUAUGGAGCACCAGUUACAUCCCCAAAGGGACACGUUUCGGCCCUCUGGUUGGCCAGGUGUACACGAAAGAUUUGGUACCGGCGGAUGCAAACCGGAAGUACUUCUGGCGGGUAUACAAGAACAACGAGCUGUUCUACUACAUCGACGGUUAUGACGUCCAGAAAUCGAAUUGGAUGCGUUACGUGAAUCCCGCCUACUCGUCCGAAUCGCAAAACCUAAUAGCAUGCCAGUGUAAGAUGAACAUUUAUUUUUACACGAUCAAGCCGAUACUACCGAAUCAAGAGUUAUUGGUUUGGUACUGUAAGGAGUUCGCGGAAAGGCUCAAUUAUCCGUUCACUGGCGAGCUGAUGCUUCAGAGGAUACGACAACAAGUACAACAAUCCGCGCUACCGACGGAAAUUCCGGCCACCGUCGAUCUGGUAACACCUUUGAAGGACUCAUCGAUCUACGAAAGGCGUUCCCAGAUGACACCGACGGACGGUUCCGUGAGGUCGGACGAAGGCUACCACUCGAACGGCUAUCAUGAUGAGAUCCUGACACCGCCCGAGGAGAGCAGUGAGUCCGACAGCGAGAACAACUACGUGCUGGACUUUAGCAAGAACGCCAAGUCGUCCGUGUGUAGCGAUGAGAUUCUGAAGCAGGACAAUGCCGCGACGAAGAAUGAGUAUCGGAAGGUGAAAAUUAAGAACUCCAAGACGUAUAGCAACUUCCAGACGGCGAAAACCAUGGACGGUUCGACGAAGGACAAGGACCAAGAAUUGUCUAGUAGAGCAGUCACGCCGGAACUCCAGAAGCCGGUGUCACCCAUCAUCUUGCAAAAGAGUACUGUGCUGUCGACCGUGAAUGAGGAUGAGAUACCCGAGAAGAACCCGAAGCCCUUCUAUGAGCCGGAGGUGAAGGGCGCCGGCCUGCCGAUGUCUGGCAGACCCGCCUAUCUCACCAAUCCCAGCAGUUCCAUCCUGGAGAAUAUUCUGCUGCGCAGCAAUACUGACAACAACAACAACAGCCACAAUCACCAUCAUCAUCAUCAUCACCACCUCCACAAUGGCUCGCAGCAGCAUCACCAGCACCAUCAACUGCAUCAUCCUCACGUGGACUCAGUAACCCCGCCACCCUCUAGCCCCACCGAAAUGGCGUACUCAUACAAGAAAUCUCAUCGUUACGGUAACAUUCUUCCGUGUAGCCCGGACUCCAGCUCGAAUCUGCCUUUGCAGACGGAUUCGUGUGUAAACUCGACCAGCGGCAACGGCGUUGCGUUGCCCAGCAUGCAGAGCCCCACCGGUAAUCUGCAUUCCAGCACGGGAGGAGGACUCCAUUCGAGUACCGGAGCGAGCAAUGGCAGUCUACCGCCACAUCCCGGUAGUUUGCAUUCAUCCAACAACACUACUGGUAACGGCGGUGGUGGUGGCGGUGUCAAUGGCGGUGGCAUUCAUUCCAGCACAAGCGUGCUCUCGUCCACUGCGAUGCUGACAUCCACCAGUAAUCCGCACUCGGCGUCCACGACGGCAAACGGUUGUCCACCCAGACGGAAGGUCAAGUCGCCGUCCCCUUCGUCAGAUCAGAACGGCGUUUCCACACCGCCGACGAUCCUUUACUCCGGCAGCUCGACCGGCAAUGGCUGCCAAAUUGAGUCUGCCAGUCCGAUCUACCCAAAUUCCGGAAGUGGCGGUGGUAACGGCGCCGGUAACGGCAACCAGAGCGUCUCGCCGAUCUCGCCCAUUCAAUCCCCCUCGACGUCCUACGGGCCGUACGGCCUAUACGGUCAUCAGAACGGCGCGUUGCAUCACAACGUAGGCGCGCCGUUGUCCAUCAACUGCACCGCCUACUCACCCACGCCGAGUGGCAACGUCAUCUACGAGAGAUCCGCAGAUGGAAGGCGGUUGGAAGCGGCUACCAGCAGUGGCGGCGGCAGCAAUGGCGGCCACCAGUUGCCCACGUCGUCGACCAUGCAAAUGGAUAGCAAUCAAGCGUUGAUCACCGGUACGCACAAUCUUCACCUGGGCCACCACCCGGGUCUCACCAUCCACGCAAACUCUACAUCGUCCUCCCUCAAUCGAUAUUCGCCGAGCUCCCUGUCGCCGGAUGAUCACGGUUGCUCCCAGAGUGGCUCCCUCAGCCCCAACUCUCAGGGCUCGAGGGGCUAUCGGUCGCUGCCUUAUCCGCUCAAGAAGAAAGACGGCAAAAUGCAUUACGAGUGCAACGUGUGUUGUAAGACUUUCGGUCAGCUGUCGAAUCUUAAAGUGCAUCUCAGGACGCACUCCGGCGAGAGACCGUUCAAAUGCACUGUGUGCACCAAGAGUUUCACGCAGCUUGCACAUCUGCAGAAGCAUCAUCUUGUACACACCGGAGAGAAACCACAUCAGUGCGAGAUAUGUAAGAAGAGGUUCAGCUCCACCUCGAAUCUAAAAACCCACCUUAGACUGCACUCUGGUCAAAAGCCAUACGCUUGCGAUCUUUGCCCCGCCAAAUUCACCCAAUUCGUCCAUCUCAAACUGCACAAGAGGCUGCAUACGAAUGAGCGGCCCUAUACCUGCCAAGGUUGCGACAAGAAAUACAUUAGCGCGAGUGGUCUCAGAACCCAUUGGAAGACAACAAGUUGCAGGCCGAACAACAUCGAGGACGAGCUCGCGCUCGCGGCUGUUGGCUCGCCGACGUAUUACGAAUAUGGUCCCGACAUGAAUGUUGGCAACAUGCCGAAGGAAUGUGAGCUGGAGCACAUCGAUAAUUAUGACAGGCACGGAUCGACACAUGGUCCGCAUUCUACGUCUCUUCACAACUUAGAGAACUCCGUGGGUCGACCGAGCGUCAUAGAAACGUCCCAGCCGCAUAUUAUUGAAUGUACAUAAGCGACGAAAGAGGGAUAUGAACCCCUUUUUGCUCCGGCGCAAAGUGCAAUCGCGGAGAUAUAAGCGAGUUACUCGCGACUGACUGCAGGUACAAAUAAAGGGAAAAGCUUUUUCUCUCUCCAGAAUGGCAGCAAAUAAAAAGAAUAGAACUUUCGCUAAUUGUAAGUAUAGUGCCGCAUGUAAAAUCGCAAACUUCUUUUCGAUUUUGGUGAAACUUGAUAAAUUCGAGACAAAUGAAUAUCAUUUCGACGAGUUUUUUUUAGUCUCUGCUGUUUCUGUCUUAGGUUGAAAAAUGAAAAUCUUUUAAUUUCCUCUAAUGUUAUGUUAGGCUGAACAUAAUUAUUAUUUUUAUGUUUAUUUUUUAUUUUAUUGCGAUCGAAAUAGAAUAUUUUUGUAAAACCAAAUAAGAUUUUUUAUUACAUAUAACUUCUAUUAUAUAUAAUUCUCUGUUAUAUAUAAGUUUUUAUUAUAUGUAUACAUAUAUAAAUAUACAAAUCAAUCAUUUCACCAAAAUUCGAGGAAGAAAUUUAUGGAAAUUUUGUUGAAAAUUAAGAAAAUAUAAAUUUGUGAAGAUAAGAGAUCGUCUGAUUACGUAACAGAAAUUGUUCAAUCGAUCGAUCUAAUAAUCACCGACCCGGAACAAUCUAUGUUUUUAGCGGACACUUCGAACUUUGUUGCUUUAGUAGCGAGGGCAAGAACGUAAUAAGAAAGGAUAAAAGAGAAAAUGGAUUUUCCCGUGGCUUGUCGAUGAAGUUUUUGUCUAGAAGUGCGCAUAAAGUUCCUUCCUUGUAAAUACUCGUUUCUAUAUUUUUUCUAUCGUAGUGUUAUCAACGAAGGGGGGAGGGGAAAAGUGAUGUUCGAAGUAGUUAGGCUUAAUCAUUCGAUCGACGCAUGACAACUUCGUAAUGCUGCCAUUCCGGAGGAGAGAACAGAAAGAUAGAAGGAUCACGUAAGCGAUAGUACCAAAGUCGUGCGGGUUUCUCGAUUAUCCUUCCACGAUGCAUCCUAAAAAUGCACGUUGAAGAUGCAUUAUAGUAGCGAAACAAGUUUCUAAUAAUAUGCUGUCUUCAGUUGACUUGAAUCAAUUGAAAACACUCUACACUUCGACACAUCGAUUAUAUAUUUUAUCUAUUUACGAAAAAUUGUUAUAUAAUUUUGACAUGACUGCUGUGCAGUACCAAUUUUUGAUAUUGAUGAGAUACCAACAUCGCAAUGAUAGUCGUAGCAUAAAAAAUAGUAAACGUUCGAUUCUCGAUUAGUCAGAAACAGUAAAAACUAAAGGAAUCCGUUGAAAUUAAAAGAAAAUUCUAUCUCGAUGCGAUCUUCAAUGUGCUGAGGCUUAGGUCGACGUGUAAAAUGGCGGAUUUUGUCGGCACCCGCCAUCGUGUUCGGCUAAUGCGCGAGUAACAAGGAGCAACAACAAGAAUAAGCUACCGAGCAAUUCAGUGACGACACGACUGCAACUAUACGAGACCUGUACCUGUAUAUACUAAUAUUUACUAUUAAUUAUUCAGUAAUUUAAAGACAAAGGUAAUAUAGGAGCUCUAAUUUAUGAAUAUCUUUAUAUACGUAUAUACAUAUAUACAUACAUAUACAUAUAUAUAUGCGUAUGUGUAUAUAUAAAUAUAUAUAUCUACGUGUAUAUACAUACGUGUGUACGCGUGCAUACGCGUGUACGCACACGACACUGUCGCGUACAAGCACGUGCAAUCGCACACAUCGUCGUCGAUUAGCGGACGGUAAACUGCGCUCUACGGUAACUCGUCUUUUGCGCACGAAUUUUCUUAAGAAUUAGAUAAUUUAUUAUUGGCGCGUAUAUAGGAAAAAAUAGAGCUUCGGAACUGUCGACGCGCAUUUCCGCUUUAUAUGCGCACGGCUUUGCCUAGGUGCUUUUUCUUUCAGAAUCCCUGAAAAAGGGAGGCUUUAGAUUCACUUAUGUCGUGUUAAUGUUUAUCGAAAUCGAUUUACCUCAUCGGGAAUUCGUCUCCUCGUCGGUAUGAUGAUAGCAUAACGACGAUGAGUUUCUCUUGUCGGGCUUUAAUCGCGGAAUGGAACGAUGGAAAUAACUGUACAUCGAACGAUCACGCGCUACACACUAUUUUUUAAUCGCGCUUGUACGUUAUUUCUUCUUCUUCUACAUAUAACUCUUAACUUUCAUUUUUCGAUUAAAACACGCAGUAACUGUACAACGCGACCAAUUCCUUGCACGCACAAUUUUAUAGAUCGGUUCUCUCUUCAACGCUCAAUAAUUAGAAGAGGAUGGAUUCUGCAAAUUAAAUUUCGAUCGCAAAAAAUGCUUCGUCUCUGCUUCGUUAGGGCGGAGAAAUGCUUCUCCGUUUCAGCUUUAAUCGAUCAAAAUUUAAAAACGAACGAGACAGAAAAGUCGAUUGUAAGAUCGGAAGUAACGAGAUAGAGAAUCUAGUCAAAACGUAACAAGGGCGAAUUUAGAAAUCGUCGGCGUCUCCGAGGAAGGACCCGUGUUUCGAAAUCGGAUUAAGUUUACGCGAUUAAGGCAAUCUGCCAGGAGACUAUUUCGGGAGCGCGCAAAUAAUCGAUUCUUCGGUCGCAUCGUGCUUCCUGUACAUAGCGCAGAAAGUGAAAGCUAAAACGAUUAAUCAUUUAUAACAGGUGAUCGUGCCCAAGAUACUGUUAUCUUUCUUUCGCGCAUCUUCCAUUGAUUUUACGCAAACUUCGAUCAAUUUCGCGCUUCCAUUAAACGCCAAGCUAGGUCGAGCGAACUACGCCAUCGAGCGCAGUUUACCGUACGCAUACAAUACAAAUCAUCCUUACUGAACGGCGAUUUCCGGGGACUUUGCUCUUGGCAAACGACAGGAAGGAGAGAAGGGCGGAAACGAGAAUUUUUUUAAACAAACGGUAAAAGAGAACCUUUUUUUCUUCAAGCGAGGUUGCAACCCCCCGAUUCGCCGUUCCGUAACGAUGUAAAUCUAAGAAGGAACGUAUCGCAGACUGAUAUACAUACACGGCUAUCGAGCGUCUAUGAGAUUCCAAGGAGUUACGUGCAUCGCGAUACGAUUCUGUACGAAAAGAGAGAGAGAGAGAGAGAGAGGGUGCGAGAGAGAGAGAGCGAGCGAGAGAGUGAACGAUCUUCAAGAACGCAGGAGCGCGGACUGUUAAAAUAUAACGCUGUUGCUCUAAAUUUCGGCUUCCUUCGCAGAAUUUUCUGAGGUGACGGUUCCGUAAAGAUCUUUUGUUCGCAUUCAGCUAUUGAAAAAUCCAAAGAAAUCUACAGUUUCUCCAACGAGUCCGGUUUUUCAUCUUUCGGGACAUGACGCGAGGAAUGCAACUCUUUACACACUUCUACCGAAAUUGCUCUCAUGUGUGCGCAAGAUCUUUACAGAACAGAUGAUCCUCGUUUCUCCAUCCCCUCGAGAGUACCUACCGUACUAUUCACCAUCUGUCGAACAGGACACCAUCGAACAGAUCACUCGGAACGAAGUGAUUUCUCCUCGACUCCCGGCGAUCGUUUCGUUAGUAAGUUCGAAGCGUGCGAGCUCAACUCGUGAGAAAAGUGCGCGACGCAUCGCAGAAUCUUUGAUUCGCUGAUCGUACCUUAAUAAAUCAGGCAACGCAGACAACUCACGAACAACUCGCAGCAAUGUCCUACGCAAAAAUAUGAAAAAAGAUCUCUCAAAAUUCAUUAAUGAUAUCGUAUUGAUAAUUUGUUGAUCGACGAUAACGGAAUUGUCUUCAGUCAAAGGCGAUUACGCGAUAUUUUCGACAGUGACGUUCCUCUUCCGUGAAGACGAGUAUCCAUUCUAAGCACGGAAUUUGCUGCAAUUCAUCCGCGAUUUGUCUGCGAUUGCCUGUACCUCGGGAGCAUCAUUGCGAGUAACGAAAAGAAGAAAGAGAUCCUUGCAGGCGUUGUAAGCGUGUUUCGAAUCGCGGGAGCUAAUACAGCGAGAACUGGGAAGUCAGAGAGCGCGCGGCGACUCCGCGGCGCCGUAGAGUUGGCGGAGGUGACGAAGAGAGACCAUGUAAAUACCUAAACGAUAUGCUGAAAGUAGUGAAGCGUCGAAUGAGGAGCGACGUGCGACGAGCGACUUAACCGCCUCGAGAACAAACAAGCAAUAUUUAGUUCUUAUCGUCUCGUAAUAACUUAAAAAAAAAGAAGCGAUUUUCGACUCGUACCGUGACACGUGGUGCGCACGCCACGGCACGGCAUGCAGACACGCGCGUUACGCGUGUACACGCUCGUACGUAUUUAAACGACUAUAAAUUAAAUGUUAAUUAUCCUUACACUUCGUAUAUAUAUACAUACAUAUAUAUACAUAGUGAAAAUUGUUACGCAUUUAUUAUCAUUACAAUUAUUGAGAUAGGUAAUGCUCAAUUAGCAUUUGUUUCUUAAAAUAAAGAAUAAAUAUAUGGCUGUUGGAUAUU